This is a messenger RNA of Thalassophryne amazonica, 4154 nucleotides long. It is a transcript of the gene arl13b, whose product is annotated as ADP-ribosylation factor-like 13b. Gene Ontology annotation, biological process: receptor localization to non-motile cilium; non-motile cilium assembly. Gene Ontology annotation, cellular component: motile cilium; non-motile cilium; ciliary membrane. Gene Ontology annotation, molecular function: GTPase activity; GTP binding. The record is from RefSeq and is a predicted model, not a curated record. The transcript has 10 exons. Lineage: Eukaryota; Metazoa; Chordata; Actinopteri; Batrachoidiformes; Batrachoididae. Bases 377 to 1603 code for a protein of 408 amino acids.
GCUCUGAUAGCAGUCGUAUCAUCAGUGCUAAUGGUAACGUUUCAUGAGCAAAAUCUGUAAUUUCGCUGCAGUAGACUGAUUUACUCAUAAGCGGAGCUUUUAUUGGGGUAGAAGCUAAUAUGCAUUUGCGUUCACAGUGGAAAGCAAUAGCUAUCGCAGUCGUUAGCUAAAUUAGCGUUAAAUCUUGAUUGAGCUUGUUGCUAACGGGACACAGAUUUAGUUCUGCAAACUGAUAAUAUGCAAACGCUCCUUCGCUUAUCAGUUUGGGCAUCACUGUCAACAACAAUUAUUAAUGUAAACUAAUUUAGUUCCCGAGAAGACUGACUGUUAUUGUAUUGUGACACCUGGGCAAAUGAAUAUUUGAUUACAAAUAGAGAUGUUCGGCCUGAUGGCGAACUGUUGCUCUUGGCUGAAACGCUGGCGAGAGCCUGUCAGGAAAGUGACGUUGGUGUUGGUGGGAUUAGAUAAUGCAGGGAAGACGGCUACAGUCCGAGGGAUCCAAGGAGAUAAUCCUGUCGAUGUGGCCCCUACAGUGGGUUUUUCCAAGGUUGACCUGAAACAGGGCAAAUUUGAGGUGACCAUCUUUGAUUUAGGUGGAGGAAAGAGAAUCCGGGGCAUCUGGAAGAACUACUAUUCAGAGUCACAUGGUGUGGUGUUUGUGGUGGAUUCUAGCGACAUCCAACGCAUCCAGGAGACAAGAGAAACCAUGGCUGAGGUCCUCCAGCAUCCACGCAUCGCUGGCAAACCUGUACUAGUGCUUGCCAACAAACAAGACCAUGAGGGAGCACUGGCUGAAGCAGAAAUCAUUGAGACCUUGUCACUCGAGAAGCUUGUUAAUGAGAACAGGUGUCUUUGUCAGAUUGAGCCAUGCUCAGCAGUACUGGGCUAUGGCAAGAAAUUAGACAAAUCCAUCAAAAGGGGUCUAAACUGGCUCCUCAACAACAUUGCCAUAGAUUAUGAGGCCAUUACUGAACGUGUGCAGAAAGACACGGCUGAGCAACGUGCAAAGGAAGAGCAAGACAAGAAAGAGAGAGCAGAACGAGUGCGCCAGAUACGAGAAGAGAGAGAAAGGCAGGAACAAGAAGAGGCAGAACGUGAAGGCAGGCAGACCGAGAAAGAGGAGCCCAAUGAUGACAGCAUGCUCAACCCCUUCCAGUCAAUAGGAAGUGUGAUCGCUGAGAAUGAGGAUAAAGAUAAUGGGAACAGACAAAUCGAGCUCCAAGAGGGCAGGAACAGUAGCCCAAGGGCAGAUGAUCAAGAUGAGGAGGAGUAUGAAGAUGACAACCAGCAAGAGCCAAGUAACGCAAAACAACUGCAUGAGAGCAGUAGUUCAGCCACCUCAGGUGAGCAUCGCAAGAAGAAGACCAGGAAGCUGUAUCUGAAAAGGAAGCACCGUGUGGAUCCUCUGAAGAGUGAAGAUGGCCCUGCAGAGACCCAGACUCCUCCACCCCCACCAGUGGGAUGGGCCACGCCAAAAGUUUCUAGGCUGCCAAAGCUAGAACCACUCGGGGGCUCGAGACAUUCUGACUUUUACAAGAAGCCCCUCCCACCUGUGGCAAAUAAGCCACAGCCUAACAGCGACACACAUGAUGUAAUUUUUUAGCCAGCGUUAACAGUUGGCCUUGAUGCCCACCCAAUCACAGUACUAUCCUUUGCUUUGUGUCUCAAGCAUGCAGUGUGUAGACAGCCAAUCAAAAGCCCACUGCAGCCGAAUGGAAGCCUGGCAGCCAGUGAGCACCAAAUGGCGAUGGACAAAAACGAGGUGCAGCAUGGGAAACUCUGCACAGACGGCACAAUAUGGCUUCACUGUUUGGCAUGUUUCAGCAGGCGGGUUUCCUUUACCUUUUAAGUUUCUGCAAUUUGUAAUGGGGACUUGAAAAUGUGCUAAUGUGGGGGGGGGACAACUCAGAUAUUGCAAAAACGUGUUUAUACUCACAUUAGGUGGUGUUUCAGGUGAUUCAGUUAAAGCUAUAUGUCACAAAGCUGCAAUGGAAACAUUUAUUUAUGACCUAUUUAUGUACACAAUUUUCAGAGCAAGUAGCUCAGUGGAUAAGGAGUUGGCCUGCCAAUGUAUAGACCUGGGUUUGAAUCCCGCUCACGUCUCUGUCCUCCUUGGACAAGACUUAAUCUGCAUUGUCUCAGUCCACCCAGAUGUAAAAAUGGGUAUUGGCCUCGACUAGGGAAAUAAAUGUGAGGCAUCAUUGUAAAGUGAUUUAAACUCCUGCUGGAUGGGAACAACACUAUACAAAUACAGUCCUUCUCAUUAUAGCUACAUCACAUUACGUGUGGACGGAGAAAGUGAGAGAUCCUCUUAAAUCUUAACAGACAAAGAAGUAACGGCAAUAUUGGAUUUGAAACAACAAAAUGUCAGAAUAUAGCAGGACUGGCACAUCAGUUGCCAUUACUAUUAGAAUGACGGUUAUUGUGAGCGGAUCUCUGGAACAGCAGUCACUUCACAAUGGUUUUGUCUGUGUUCUGGAUAUUGCUUAACAUUUGCGCAAAUCUGUAAUGGAAACCCACCGCAUAUGAACCAUGGAACUGUGGCUGAACUCUUAUUUUUUUAUGUUAGUGCAGAACUCUCAUUGGAAAAUUAUUCUGAAAGUUUUUUUUUUAAACAUAUAUAUAUUGUAAUAUAGUGCAGCAGAUAGGCAGAAUAAUUAACAGAAUUUGGUACACAUGUAGCUAGCAAAAGGUAUUCCAAAAUAAAAUUAAAUAUUGGGUCAUCAUGAAUUUUAAAUGUCACCCAUGGCAGCCAUUUUUCAAAAUGAAAAUUUUUAAAAUGCUCCAGUCACAUUGAAAAAUGUGCCACAUUAUUUGUCUGAUUAUAAAGAUUCCAAAAAAGGUAUAGUUUGGACAAUCUAUGACUGAAUGUUUAUGGCGUUAAAACAGCAAUAACAAUGACAAAGGUCAGUUUCAGUUUGUACAGGGGUCAAAAGUUAAAGUUGCUCCAAUUUAGACAUAUUGAAAAUUCAUGAUGGCCCAAUGUACGGUUUCAUUUGGAAUACCUUUGGCUGCAUGUGUACCAAAUUCUAUGCUUUUAUCACAAAAUGCACAAUUGUUAUGGAAAUUUUAGCUAAGCUGCACCACUAAUAGCAGUGUUAGACAGUUUGCACCUUUUGUGUCAAACUAAGACUCUUAACGGAUAGAGUGUUCGACUAGUCGGUUUAGCUUGAUCUGUCUGUAUGAACACGAACAUCUGUUUUAUAUUUAAAAAUUCUAAUAUGUUCUCAGCAGCAAAAUUCAAUCAAAUUUCUCCUUCUGUGGUUUAUCAGGAGUUUGCAUGAGGUACUGUGAGACAACAGACUGCAUAAAGUAUUGAGGAAAUUAAGGUUUAUUUUAAGGAUAUUGAAAGAGAAUGAAUGUCUUGGGUGGGGGGGGUGUUGCACUUUUCACAGUGGUGACUGCAUUAUAUUUGAACAUUUCAGAUUUAGUUUUAAUGUGAAAAAGUCACAAUUUAAGUCCUGUGUGUGAAUGAAUAUAUGGGAAAUUACUCUUGCAGGUGCAACAUCUUAACAUAAUGUAACAAUGCCUCAAUAUUUUAUUGUAAAGAUUUGAUAAUGAAAGGCAAAAUCUUUUUUUUUUUUUUUUUUUUUUUUUGAAUUUGCAACAUCUUUUUUUUUUUCUACACAGUCUUAUUACCAGCAACAUUGUGAAUUUUUUAUUGUAAAAGAAAAUCCAAACAUGAAAAUAUAUUUGUCUACAGAGCAACACAAUAUGUGUCCUUUGUGCUGUUUACAGUCUGGUUUUAAAGUGAUAUUUCUCUUGGGGGGCAUGGCAGAAUCCACCUCACACAUGCAGCCUCAGGUGGCGCUUAUUCCAUUUUUACCUCAGCUUUUCUCUUUGUAAAUAGUUUACAUCAAAAGUCUGAACAGUUCUGAGAUGAAAAAUUUGAACAGUUCUUUGUCCCAUUAAAUUUUCUGUUGAAAAUGUUUGCAAUAGAACGAUGAGGGAACAAGCAAUACUGGAUCGGAGCUCAGGAUCUGUAGCAACAAUAAUUCAGCAUUUCGAAAUGAAAAGUCACUUUAAAACCAUAUUAUCAUAUUUCAGAUACAUGUAAAGCAUGGCAUUGUUAAUGAACUAUGUUUGUAAAAAAUAUUUUUUUCUACAGUUUGAAUUUUUGUAAUGGUACAAUUAAAAUGACUUGGGGAAAAGAU